UCCUCCUGCAUAUAUAUGUAUUUAGCAGCAGCAGCAGGGCCGGCCUCAGCUCCUCAGCUUGUGCCUCGGCUCUCGCUGGAAACUGCCAUGAUUCGCUUCGCUACCGCCGUCGCCGUUCUCCUCCACGCUUUAUCGGCCGGAUUUUCCGCCGCCGCUGGCCGCGAAAUCUUCGUCGACAAGAUCAGAUUGCCGUCGGAAGCUGCUGGAUUCUUCCGUGGUAGCGAGGACGAAGAUGCUAUCGGGACCAGAUGGGCUGUUCUGGUUGCCGGAUCUAACGGGUACUGGAACUACAGGCAUCAGGCAGAUAUUUGCCAUGCAUAUCAAAUCAUGAAGAAGGGUGGGCUUAAAGAUGAAAACAUCAUUGUUUUCAUGUAUGAUGACAUUGCCUAUGACGAAGACAACCCCAAUCCUGGAGUCAUAAUCAAUAGCCCAUAUGGUGAUGAUGUAUACCAUGGAGUGCCAAAGGACUAUACUGGGGAAGAUGUCAAUGUUGACAAUUUGAUUGCCGUUAUCCUUGGAGAUAAAGCUGCUCUUACUGGGGGCAGUGGUAAGGUUGUGGAUAGUGGUCCAAAUGAUCAUAUCUUCAUAUAUUACACUGACCAUGGGUCUGCUGGGUUGCUUGGGAUGCCUACAUAUCCUUACCUUUAUGCGAAUGAUGUAAUUGAUGUCUUGAAAAAGAAACAUGCUUCUGGGAACUAUAAAACCUUGGUAUUUUAUGUUGAAGCUUGUGAAUCUGGAAGUAUUUUUGAGGGUCUUCUUCCAAAAGGUUUAAAUAUAUAUGUAACGACAGCAGCUAAUGCAGUAGAGGACAGCUGGGGAACCUACUGCCCUGGAGAGUACUGGGAUAUUGCUGAUUUGUAUGGAACCUGUCUAGGUGAUUUAUAUAGUGUUUCCUGGAUGGAGGACAGUGACAUUCACAAUCUACGGACAGAAUCUUUGCGGCAGCAAUACAAAGUGGUUAAAGAGAGAACUCUGAAUGAGUUUGGUGACUAUGGUUCACAUGUUAUGCAAUAUGGAGAUCUACAGAUUAGCAAUGACAAGCUUUUUCUCUAUAUGGGCACAAAUCCUGCAAAUGAUAACUCCACUUUUACUGAUGAAAACUCACGGCGGCCAUCUUUAAAAGCUGUUAACCAGCGUGAUGCUGAUCUUGUACAUUUCUGGCACAAGUUCCACAAGGCUCCAGAAGGCUCUUCCAAGAAACUUGAAGCUCAGAAGCAGCUUGUUGAGUUUUUGUCACAUAGAAUGCACGUAGACAACAGCGUGAACAUGAUUGGGAGGCUUUUAUUUGGAAUGGAGAAAGGUCCUGAGUUGCUGAGGGCUGCCAGGCCCACCGGGCAACCUCUUGUUGAUGACUGGGAUUGUCUUAAAACUCUUGUGAGGACAUUUGAGACGCAUUGCGGAUCACUAUCUCAGUAUGGAAUGAAGCACACGCGCGCCUUUGCCAACAUGUGCAAUGCCGGCAUCCAGAAGCAGCAGCUGGCCGCGGCUGCGGCACAAGCUUGUGUGACCAUUCCUUCUAAUCGUUGGAGCUCGCUCCACAAGGGCUCCAGUGCAUGAUCGUGGCAGGAUGCUCAAUCUCUCAAUCACCAACCGGCGGAUUCUGUUCUAGACAAAGCUUGGUUUUCUCUUCUCUACACAGAUUGAGUAACCCACCAUAGCCAUCUGCCUGGUUGUGUGACAGACUGGUUCAACGUAAAUAAUAGCUUAGAGAGUACUCUUAUCAAACUUAUUUUUCGAAAGCAGUGUAUUGGCCUAUUAUGUAUAUUAAAAUGCUUGAUGUGCGGCUGUGAUUGUAUGUGUUGUGUUAAUAAAAAUGAAUUCCAGCUUGGAGAUGGAAUUGUGCAA
Diospyros lotus (date-plum) is the source of this 1845-nucleotide messenger RNA. RefSeq names its product vacuolar-processing enzyme-like. Gene Ontology annotation, biological process: vacuolar protein processing. Lineage: Eukaryota; Viridiplantae; Streptophyta; Magnoliopsida; Ericales; Ebenaceae. The coding region runs from base 16 to 1557 and encodes 513 amino acids. Gene Ontology annotation, molecular function: cysteine-type endopeptidase activity. The record is from RefSeq and is a predicted model, not a curated record. The transcript is spliced from 9 exons.